ACCACUGGCAUGAAAUGUACCCGAAUGCUAAGGGGGACAACCAGUCACCCAUUGAGCUUCAUACUAAAGACAUCAGGUACGAUCCUUCCCUGCUGCCAUGGUCAGCUGGUUACGACUCUGGCUCGGCCAAGACCAUCCUGAACACUGGGAAGACCUUCAGAGUCGUGUUUGAUGAUACUUAUGAUAGGUCAAUGCUGAGAGGUGGGCCUCUCCCUGGACCUUACCGACUUCGCCAGUUUCAUCUUCACUGGGGCUCCUCGGAUGAUCAUGGCUCCGAACACUCCGUGGAUGGAGUCAAGUACGCAGCGGAGCUUCAUUUGGUUCACUGGAAUCCACAGUAUAACACUUUUAAAGAAUCUCUGAAGCGACGGGAUGGAGUUGCUGUGAUUGGCAUUUUUCUGAAGAUAGGACGUGAGAAAGGGGAGUUCCAGCUUCUCCUUGAUGCAUUGGACAAAAUUAAGACAAAGGGCAAGGAGGCGCCCUUCACGCACUUCGACCCGUCCUGCCUGUUCCCCGCCUGCCGCGACUACUGGACCUACCAAGGCUCUUUCACCACGCCGCCCUGCGACGAGUGCAUCGUGUGGCUGCUGCUGAAGGAUCCCAUCACCGUCAGCUCCGACCAGGUGGCCAAGCUGCGGACCCUCCUCUCCAGUGCUGAGAACGAGCCCCCCGUGCCCCUUGUGAGGAACUGGCGCCCUACGCAGCCUCUCAACUGCCGGAUGCUGAGAGCCUCCUUCAAGUGAGGCAGGUGGAUCUUGCCCUCUUCAGGAAAGGAAACCUGCCAUUGGAGAGCGUGGUUCCUUGCCUCCUUCUGGUGCUCUUUACUCCAAGUAUAUUGCAUUUUUUCCACACUGAGCAAUGAAUGGGAGAGAUGCAGUCACCAAGCAACCAAAGUUACUUUUGACAAGAUCUAAUAUGAAAGUAUGAAUUUCACAUUUGACUUUUGAAAUAAUCAUCUUUUCUAUAAAAGUAACAUUUCUAGUAAGGUUUCAAAGAAGAAGAAACAGACAUGGAAGAGUAAAGAUACAGAAAAAUAGCUAUGGCAUUAUUUUUCUGUCAUCUUAAAUGUAAAAGAACUUCAGUUUUUCUAUUUUCAUAUUAUGAGUUGUCCAUCUUAAAGAAAUGAGUAAUUCUUAUCUGUAGGAGUAGAAGUGUAUGAAGAUCAUGUGUAAAAAUUAAGCAUGAGCCAGAAAUUAAAAUGACUAUGCACACUAAAAAUUGAGAUGAUAAUGUGUUUUAACUCUUAAAUAACACCAACAAGAAGUCCAUCAUUUAUUAGAAUUGUAGCUAACUACUAAGAGUCCCUGGUUUUGAUCAUCAGUGAAAGGAAAACACACUAUCAGGAGUUUUAAAAAAUCUGACCCAGUAUUUGAAUUUCUUCUUCAUAAAGAUGGUU
Galeopterus variegatus (Sunda flying lemur) is the source of this 1396-nucleotide messenger RNA. RefSeq names its product carbonic anhydrase III, muscle specific (gene CA3). The record is from RefSeq and is a predicted model, not a curated record. Gene Ontology annotation, molecular function: carbonate dehydratase activity; zinc ion binding. Lineage: Eukaryota; Metazoa; Chordata; Mammalia; Dermoptera; Cynocephalidae. The transcript has 6 exons. Bases 15 to 743 code for a protein of 242 amino acids. Gene Ontology annotation, cellular component: cytoplasm.